AUGGACCACUGGCCAAAAGAUGUUGGAAUAUGUGCCAUUCACGUCGUAGUACCAUCGUUGUACGUCGAUCAAGCCGAUUUGGAACGAUACGACCAAGUGUCCAAAGGGAAAUACACCGUCGGCCUGGGCCAAAAGCAAAUGGGGUUCUGCACGGACCUGGAAGACGUGAACUCGCUGUGCCUGACGGCGGUCAGUCAGCUCAUCGAAAACAACGGCAUCAGCUACUCGGACAUUGGUCGCCUGGAGGUGGGCACCGAGACCAUAAUCGACAAGUCGAAAAGCGCGAAAACGGUGUUGAUGAAGCUGUUUGAGGCCAGCGGCAAUUUCCAAGUGGAGGGAAUCGAUACGACGAACGCCUGUUACGGCGGCACGGCCGCGCUGUUCAACGCCCUGUCGUGGAUCGAGUCGAGCUCGUGGGACGGCAGGCUGGCCGUGGUGGUCGCGGCCGACAUCGCGGUCUACGCCAAGGGCAACGCGCGUCCGACGGGAGGCGCCGGCGCCGUCGCGAUGUUGAUCGGUCCAGGCGCCUCGCUGGUGGUCGAUCGGGGCCUGCGGGGCACGUACAUGAACCACGCGUACGAUUUCUACAAGCCCGACCUGUCGUCCGAGUAUCCGGUGGUAGACGGCAAGCUGUCCGUCGACUGUUACCUGAACGCCCUGGACCGGUGCUACGAGUCCUAUCUGAGCAAGUGCCACGGCGGCGAAGUCGGCCUGAACCGGUUCGAUUCGUUCGUGUUCCACGCGCCGUACUGCAAACUGGUGCGCAAAUCCCUUGCCCGUUUGUACAUGAACGAUUUCAUCAACGAAAUCGGCGCAAACGACGAGAACCAUCAACAUCAGGACUGGGCCGUCGCCGAGAAGACUUUCGUGGAGCUCAGCAGGACGGUUUUCGAGGACAAGACUGAACCGUCAUUGUUGCUUGCGUCGCGUGUCGGCAACACGUACACUGCGUCCGUAUACAGUGGGCUGGCAUCAUAUUUGUUGUCGGUGCCGCCCGAACGUCUGCCCGGCAAGAGGAUCGGCAUGUUCUCCUAUGGUUCCGGUCUGGCAUCGUCCAUGUACUCAAUCAAGGUGGUGGACAACGGUGGCUUGCCCGGUAUGAUCGGCAACCUGAAGAAGGGCGUCGACCGUCUGGACGAACGGACGCGUCUCGCACCCGAACAGUUCGCGGACGUGCUGGACUCCCGGCAGAAGUCGCUGCACCGAGCGUCUUAUGUGCCAGUCGGCGACAGGGGCCAGCUGUUCCCGGGCACGUGGUUUUUGUCCGGUAUCGACGAAUUGCACAGACGGUUUUACGAGAGAAAUGAAUAG
Molecule: messenger RNA, 1311 nt
Organism: Macrosiphum euphorbiae (potato aphid)
Lineage: Eukaryota; Metazoa; Arthropoda; Insecta; Hemiptera; Aphididae
Source: the annotation of a GenBank genome assembly